AGGAGGGACUUUUAUUCGUGCGCUGGUUUCUUCUGAAUUCACAGUUUUCUAUCAGACAAAACCCAGCAUCUUCUUAAGCACCUUCCAUUUCUAUAGUCAUACCCUUACCUAACUUAUACACAAUAAUAGAAUCAUAACAGUAAUAGUUUUACUUUAUUUCUACAUUUCGUGUCUCUUCACACUUCCUCAAGGGUGGUACUGAAGAAAAUGGCGUUCAGGCUCAGUUCCGGCGACGUCACCGGAUUUAAGUUCCUAUUUUCUCUGGCGAUUAUGUAUGGUCUCAUGUCGGCGCUUUGUUACUCUAUCAUUCACAUGAAGUUUAUUAAGCCGUUAGAGAUCGACGCUCCUCUUGAUCGCUUCUCCGAGGCUAGAGCCGUUGAACACGUUCGAGUUUUAACUCAAGACGGUCGCCAAGAAGGGCGUCAAGGCUUAAGAGAAGCUGCUAUAUAUAUUAAAGAGCAGUUGGUAAUUAUCAAGGAGAGAGCUGGAUCGAACGUCAGAAUUGAGAUUGAAGAGAAUGUUGUUAAUGGUUCUUUCAAUAUGAUAUUUCUAGGACACAGCAUAUCUUUGGGGUACAGAAACCAUACUAAUAUAGUCAUGAGGAUAUCUUCCGCAGAUUCAAAAGACACUGACCCAUCAGUUUUAAUUAAUGGCCAUUUUGAUAGUCCACUUGGUUCACCAGGAGCUGGUGACUGUGGUUCAUGUGUCGCAUCGAUGCUGGAACUAUCAAGAGUUAUUGUAGACUCCAGUUGGACCCCCCCUCGGCCCAUUAUUUUCCUUUUUAAUGGUGCAGAGGAGCUUUUUAUGUUGGGUGCACAUGGCUUCAUGAACUCAUAUAAAUGGCGUGAUUCAAUAGGAGCUUCAGUUAAUGUGGAAGCAUCAGGGACAGGAGGUCCUGAUUUAGUCUGCCAAUCUGGACCUAGUGCUUGGCCUUCCCUAGUCUAUGCCCAGUCUGCAAUAUACCCCAUGGCACAUAGUGCUGCUCAGGACGUUUUUCCUGUUAUUCCCGGAGACACAGAUUACAGAAUAUUUUCCCAAGAUUAUGGAAACAUUCCCAGCCUGGAUAUUAUCUUUCUUCUUGGUGGUUAUUACUACCAUACCUCUUAUGAUACAUUGGACAAACUACUACCUGGAAGCAUGCAAGCACGUGGGGACAAUUUGUACAAUAUACUUAAAGCCUUUACAAAUUCUUCUAAGCUGCGGAAUGCCCAAGAAAGAGAUGCUAUGAAAGCUACUUCUGAUGAUUAUAAGGAUGAGCGAGCUGUUUUCUUUGAUUACUUAUCAUGGUUCAUGAUUUUCUAUUCAAGAAGGGCAGCUUUGGUACUUCAUAGCAUUCCCAUUGCUAUCUUUCUUGUUAUGCCAUUCUUUUUGCGUUUUCUGGAUUCAGGGUUAUGUUCUGGGUUUGCAACCUUCUUUGAUUUUGUGAAAGGAUUGCUGUUACAUGCUGCUGGGAUUAUAAUGGCAAUUAUUUUUCCAGUUGCCUUCUCCAUUUUGAGGUUAUUUUUCUCUAGCCAUGCCAUGAGCUGGUUUGCUCAUCCAUGCCUGGCUUACAUGAUGUUCAUUCCUUGCUCACUUGUUGGUUUGUUGAUCCCAAGAACUAUUUGGAGUUGUUUCCCCCUCUCUCAGGAUGCCUCAGUUCUCAAGAAAUCGAAGGAGGAACUUUCUGCUGAAGCUUGGUUUUGGGGAGCAUUUGCAUUUUAUGCUUGCUUAACUUUGGGUUAUCUUGUAGCUGGGCUCAGUGGAGGGUUCUUGACCUUUAUAGUGUCAGCCUUCAUGCUACUUGCAUGGAUCUUCUUUAAUGUAUAUAUCAAGUCUUACGGCCAUGAAUCUCUUCGGUCAACGGUCAUCUAUCUGAUACCUUUAAUUCCAUGCAUCAUGUACUCUACAUAUUUUGGUGGAUUUCUCGUCCAAUUUUUAGUUGAGAAGAUGGGUAUGAUGGGUGCUGUUCCUCCACCUUAUGGAUAUUAUAUUACUGAUGUUCUAGUGGCAGCAACAAUAGGAGUUGUAACCGGUUGGUGUGUGGGCCCUCUGAUACCUAUUGGUGGUCGUUGGUUGGCUAGGUCCCCCAUACUGCAAUUCUUGUUGCACACUAGUGUGCUUGCUUUGGCUCUCUCAUCACAGUUCUUUCCCUACAGCAACACUGCCCCUAAGAGGGCUGUUUUUCAGCAUACGAUUGUUACUGUAGAUGGAAAUAGAGUCGUCAACUCCAGCUAUGAUUUUUCUGUGGUGGAUUCCAAUUCUUUGCUUUUUCUUUUUAAACAUGUACCUGAAGUGGCAAAGGCUUUGCACGUUGGUCCAGAUUUUUCUUUCCAAACUGCUAAUAUUUCUCACCGCAAUACUUGGAUGGCACUUUUUCCAGUAUCUCAUUUGUUCUCAAGAAGUUUGAAGUUCGCUGCAAAGAAGGAUGAUGUUAUGAAACAAUAUAGAUAUUUCCCCAAUUUGUCUACUUACAAACCUCAUGAUAUUUCUAAUGAGGGAUCUCGGAGAAUUCACUUGGAACUUUCCUUAGGCGACUUAGAGGAGAUCUGGGUUGCAGUUCUUAACAUUACUGGUCCUUUAUCGAGCUGGUCACUGGCAGACAAUAUACUACCCGCUCCGGAAGCAAUUGAUGGUGGUCCUCCAUCAUACAUAUGUAGACUUAGCGGAGCUAGUGAUGAUAAAUGGACCUUCUGGUUAGAGGCAAGCAAUUCUAAUGAUUUAAGAGUGGAACUUGCUGUGGUAGAUCAAGUCUUGUUUGAUGGAGCUAAAAAUUUGAAGGGCCUUUUCCCUGAUUGGGUUGAUGUCACUGCUUAUUCUAGCUUUAUGUCUAGCUAUACAUUUUAGUUCUCGUGGAUCUAACGAAACAUAUGGUGAUAGAACAUUUAUUUAAUAAACAAAAAUUUCACAGUAUGAUAAUGCACUUCUGAAAUUCUUA
Jatropha curcas is the source of this 2914-nucleotide messenger RNA. Its product is annotated as Zn-dependent exopeptidases superfamily protein. NCBI's taxonomy places the organism in Eukaryota, Viridiplantae, Streptophyta, Magnoliopsida, Malpighiales, Euphorbiaceae. Gene Ontology annotation, molecular function: metalloexopeptidase activity. Gene Ontology annotation, biological process: proteolysis. The record is from RefSeq and is a predicted model, not a curated record.